This is a messenger RNA of Anthostomella pinea, 1668 nucleotides long. Lineage: Eukaryota; Fungi; Ascomycota; Sordariomycetes; Xylariales; Xylariaceae. The record is from the annotation of a GenBank genome assembly.
AUGGCUUCAAGCUCCUGUGAUUUCGUCAUUGCUGGUGGUGGUACCGCAGGGCUCGUCCUCGCCAGCCGCCUCACAGAAGAUGGCAGUCAGUCUGUCCUUGUGAUUGAAGCCGGAGCGGACCAGAGCGGCAACCUUCAGGUCAAGAUCCCGGCCUUUUACGCAGCAAACUUCGACGGUGACGCUGAUUGGAACUUUUCAACUAAGGCUCAGAAAGACCUCCAUAACCGAGCUGUUCCACUCAACCAAGGCAGAGGCCUGGGUGGCUCGAGCAUCCUCAACGCCCAGAUCUGGGGUCCGCCGACCAAGGGGAUCUCCGACUCGUGGGCUUCACUCGGAAACGAUGGCUGGAAUUGGGACUCGCUCCGUCACUUCCACGACAUGUCUUACACAUAUCCCUCUGUCCCUGAAUCAUCAUGGAAGACUCUUGGCCUACGGAGCUGGCCGGAGCAGAAGGAUAGCAAUCCGGGGCCUAUCACAACCUCGUUUCCGAAUGCGACUCAUCCUAUACGUGUGGCAUGGGCGGAAACACUCGCCAAGCUCGGCUACCCGAUGUCCAAAGACCCGCCCGUCAAGGACCGAGAGAAUAUCCAUGUCCUCACCAACGCCACCGCCGAGAGAGUGAUUUUUGAAGAAGGAUCGACCAAGGCCAUUGGCCUUCAAUAUCGCCACAACUCCAGUACGACAACGGUAAUAGCUCGUAAAGAGGUCAUCAUCUGUUCUGGUGCUAUCCAGUCGCCGAAGCUCCUCGAGCUUUCCGGCAUCGGCAACCGCGAGAUCCUCGCUCAGCACGGCAUUGAAACCAUUGUGGACCUAUGUGGUGUCGGUGAAGGUCUACAGGACCAUCUCGCAGUCGACAUCGGCUUCGAGGCGGAGGCUCUGGAGCGAGGGACCCUACCACAAGACGGGAGUCGGAUGCCCUUCAACGAGCAAUUGCCGAUCAACCUUCCGUCACCCAGCGGCCAUCAGCAAUUACGGAUGCUGCUUGAGCAGAACCGCCCAAAGCAGGACGAUCUUCCUGAUCGAGAGCUAGCCCGCGCCUCAGCAUUCUACAGAGUCGCCGAGAAGGCCCUCCUGGACCCUGCCUCGCCAUCGGAAGUCUACCGAACCUCGCUUGGACACAAUCCAUUCGAAUCUGACCCCGUGAACGGCGAGAGGACGCUGAACCCACUUCCCGGCACGUACCUCACUCUUGUCGGCAUCCUUGCCCAUCCCACCUCAAGGGGCAACGUCCACAUCCAAUCCGCCAACGCAUCCGUUGCGCCAGUGAUCGAUCCGAAAUAUCUAAGCAACCCGGUCGACAUCGAGGUCUUUGCCGAGCACGUGCUCUACCUGCAGUCUCUGGCUUCGUCCCCGCCCCUGAGCGGGCUGCUGAAGCAGCCGCUCAGACCGUCACGCGCUAUUUCGUACAUGGCGGACUUGGAAGCGGCCAAGGAGUACAUCCGCAUCCGCGCGGUGUCGAUGUGGCAUCCGGCCGGGACUUGCGCUAUGAUGCCCGCGGAGAUGGGCGGCGUUGUUGACAACCACCUGAGGGUGCACGGUGUCGAGAACCUCCGGGUCGUGGAUGCGAGUGUCAUUCCUGUGCUGCCGCCUGCGAACUUGCAGUCGGCCGUUUACGCUGUUGCGGAGAGGGCGGCCUGUUUGAUCAAGUCGCAAUAUGGGCUGAAGUGA